AAUUAAUUAUUCGAUACGGCCGGGUCAUCCGCGGAGCAAAAAUCGUCCGAGAACUCGAUCUCGCGACGAUCGACUCGGCGGUUCCCCGCGCGCGCGUAAGUUCCUGCGGGGUGGGCGAGGGGCCGCCAUGACAGUCGUCGUAUUUUCUGUUAACUGCGAGCACGUAGCGGCUUCGCGAGCGACGUUAUCGUGAAAAUCUCGCGGGGCUCGGCGUCCGUCACGAUCGAAAGCGACCGUCCCGCAUCCCGACUUUGUCGGGCUGCCCGUUGCAGUUAUUGAGAAGACGAUGGGCGAGCGCGCGUGGCCAUUAUCGGUGAUUUGUUUGUGGGCGUUCAUGGCGAGGUGAGACGUCGAGAGACGGCCAAAGGAGCACGGCGCGGCAGUGUCGAGAGAAAAAGAGAGAGAUAGAGAGAGAGAGAGAGAGAGAGAUAGACAGACAGUGGCAGGCCUGUGCGGAGAUUCCCCCCUCUGCCUUCCCUUCUCGCGCCUCCUCCCCGCGCUCUUCGUGUGUCGCGACGAGCGCGCGUCUCCCCCGUUCCGUCUGUAUAUGUGUGUGUGUGGCACAAGAGGCGAGGAGGAGGCGGCCUCGGAGCCGACGGAGAACGAGAUGCGAGAACCGCCGACGGCACCGCGCACCACGAUGAACAAUGAAGUAUAUCAGACACGUUUAAUUAAUAUCCUUCAGUGAACGAAGAUGAAUAGUGAGCAGCAUGCAUUGCCAGCGACUACGCAGGCACAACAAGAGGAUGUAAACGCGGGUCAAAGUGGUCGUCCAUCAUACCCAGGUGGUUUGGCUACUGCGACCGCGAGUCUUGGCAAUGUAGGGAGUACCCCCCAUUCAUCCACGGACCUGCGUACUGUAGGUUCUGCCGUAGCGUUAGCCUCCUCGGUAGCUAAGUAUUGGGUCCUCAAUUUUCACGGAUUGCUUCCUGGAACGCUACCUCAGGUCUCGGUCUAUCAUCCCCCCCACAACUCCUCGCAUAGGAGUGGUGGCAGUGGGGAGGCAUCAUCCUCCAAAGAGUCAGCUUCUUCACUGAAUCAGGAAAUGGCGUUGACUUCCAGCUCGCAUCAUCAACAACAAUCUACAGCCGCGCAUCAUCAUCAUCAGCCAUCGGUUAACAGCAGCAGUCACCACAGUUCUCUGCAAUCGAAUCCGCAGAUUCCCGUAUCUCUUCCCGGCCUUAAUUUAGACGGCGCGCAUAUACCGGCGAGCGUAAGUCACCUGCAGGCUGCGCAUGCACAAAUGCAACAGCAAAUGCAGGCACAAGCACAGCAGCAGCUGCAUCAGCAGCAGCAACAGCAGCAAGCGCAGCCGUCGCAGCAGCAGCAACAGCAGCAACAAUCUCAUCACCAGAUACCAAAUCAUCAGAACGCCCAGAACAACGGACCGACAGGGCACGGCCAAAACGCGCAGCGAGACGACAACAAAGUCAAGGACGAGGGUGGUAGCUGCACCACCGAGCGUUGCAGCGACAAUCAGGUUCACUGUCAAGUUCAAUGCGAUCUGCAAUUACAACCACCGCAAGAUCUUCAACAGAGCUUGAUGCAACAGCAGCAGCAGCAGUCGCAGAUUGGGGUCAACAUCAGCGGAAAUUCCACCACCGAGGGGGGAAGUCAAAACAAUUCUGAAAAGCCCGAGAAAGAAAAGGAAUUGCGGCAACUGAAUAUGACACAAUUCCAAGUCCCUGACUUAAAGCCAGGAGGACACAUGAUGGAUGUGAGAACAGCGGACGGAUCGGUUGUGAAAAUUAGCGCGGGUAACGAGCAGGAUUUGGCGAAAACUCUCGGCGUCGAAAUGGUACAAAAUAUGUACAAGGUGAACGUUGAAGAUAUUAAUCAACUCCUGGCUUAUCACGAAGUCUUUGGCAAGCUACAAAGCGAAAUUGCGGCUGGAACGACUCUAGUGGGUAGCACUGUUCCUACGCAGACAGUUACCACGAUACAGAACGGUACUCCAAUCGUGCAACAGGUUCCACUGAACAAAUUUGACAUAAAGUCGAGUGACGGCGAGGCGACUCCCGGUCCGAGUGCGUCGCCCGUGUCGGUUGGCAGUCACGCUUGCGAGAUAUGCGGAAAGAUCUUUCAAUUUCGUUAUCAGCUCAUCGUGCAUCGCAGAUAUCAUACCGAGAGAAAGCCGUUUACGUGUCAGGUAUGCGGUAAAGCGUUCUCAAACGCGAACGAUUUGACGCGUCACGGCAAGUGCCAUUUGGGUGGAUCCAUGUUCACUUGCACAGUCUGCUUUCAUGUUUUUGCGAAUGCACCUUCGCUGGAACGCCAUAUGAAGAGACAUGCUACCGACAAACCGUACAAUUGUACAGUGUGUGGUAAGAGCUUUGCGCGCAAAGAGCAUUUGGAUAACCAUACGAGAUGUCACACCGGCGAGACACCGUACAGAUGCCAAUACUGUUCGAAGACAUUUACCCGAAAAGAACACAUGGUAAAUCAUGUUCGCAAACACACUGGUGAGACUCCACAUCGAUGUGAUAUUUGCAAGAAGAGCUUUACUCGCAAAGAACACUUUAUGAACCAUGUUAUGUGGCAUACAGGAGAAACCCCUCAUCAUUGCCAAGCCUGCGGCAAGAAGUAUACACGUAAAGAGCAUCUCGCUAACCAUAUGCGCUCUCACACGAACGACACUCCGUUCCGUUGUGAAAUAUGCGGUAAGUCGUUUACGAGGAAGGAGCACUUCACGAACCACAUAAUGUGGCACACGGGUGAGACGCCGCACCGCUGCGACUUCUGCUCGAAGACGUUCACGCGAAAGGAGCAUCUCCUGAACCACGUUCGCCAGCACACGGGUGAGUCUCCACACCGAUGCGGCUUCUGCUCCAAAUCGUUCACCAGAAAGGAACACCUUGUUAACCACAUCCGCCAACACACAGGGGAGACGCCCUUCCGCUGUUCAUACUGUCCGAAAGCAUUUACGCGGAAGGAUCACCUGGUGAACCACGUCAGGCAGCACACGGGUGAGUCACCGCACAAGUGCCAGUAUUGCACCAAAUCCUUCACGCGGAAGGAACAUUUGACCAAUCACGUGCGUCAACAUACAGGCGAAUCGCCACACCGAUGCCACUUCUGCUCCAAGUCAUUUACUCGUAAGGAGCAUUUGACGAAUCAUGUGCGCAUCCACACUGGCGAAUCUCCACAUAGGUGUGAGUUCUGCCAGAGGACGUUCACUAGGAAAGAACACCUAAAUAAUCAUCUCCGUCAACAUACCGGAGAUUCCUCACAUUGUUGCAACGUGUGCUCCAAACCAUUCACAAGAAAGGAACAUCUUGUGAAUCAUAUGCGUUGCCAUACCGGUGAACGUCCAUUUGUGUGCACAGAAUGUGGCAAGAGUUUCCCAUUGAAGGGCAAUCUUCUCUUCCAUAUGCGCUCGCACAACAAGGGCAGCAACGCCGAGAGGCCGUUCCGCUGCGAUCUGUGUCCCAAAGAUUUCAUGUGCAAAGGACACUUGGUCUCACACCGGCGCUCGCACUCGGACGAGCGGCCGCACAGUUGCCCGGACUGCGGCAAGACCUUCGUCGAGAAGGGCAAUAUGCUGCGACACUUGCGCAAGCACGCGGCCGAAGGACCGCCGACGCAGGUUAGCACGCCGUCAGCUAUACCGCAAACCGGUGUUUUGCCGAUACCGGCGGCGGCGGCAGUCCUGGUCGGACACCCGUUGGCGCCACCGGCGCCCCCCGUCGUCCCGCAACAUACAGUGGUCGUGCCGACCCCGCCCGGCGUACUGGCGUCGUAUUAG
This is a messenger RNA of Formica exsecta, 3745 nucleotides long. RefSeq names its product zinc finger protein 271-like. The transcript is spliced from 11 exons. The record is from RefSeq and is a predicted model, not a curated record. Lineage: Eukaryota; Metazoa; Arthropoda; Insecta; Hymenoptera; Formicidae. The coding region runs from base 695 to 3745 and encodes 1016 amino acids.